Molecule: messenger RNA, 1142 nt
Organism: Syzygium oleosum
Lineage: Eukaryota; Viridiplantae; Streptophyta; Magnoliopsida; Myrtales; Myrtaceae
Exons: 9
Coding region: 74-964 (296 amino acids)
Cellular component (GO): chloroplast
Source: RefSeq, a predicted model, not a curated record
CACCGUUUCUUUUUUCUUCUUUUUCCCGCGGGAAUAAAAACGGUUGGAUGAGAGAAAAGAGAGAGCUUUAUCCAUGGCGACUGCUCUUCUCCCUUCCACACUGUCUUUCCGAGGCUCAUUAAUCAGACAAGUCAACCGUUCCUCGUCCGUUUUCUCCAACACCCAGAAGCGUGUCUUCGUUGGUUGCUCUGCCAAGAAGAAAAUCGGCUUUUUCGAUCAGAUUCUUGAUUACAUCGAGGGAGGGCCUAAGUUACGAAAAUGGUAUGGAGCACCUGAUCUUCUUCCCAUGGAUGGGUCUGGUGUGGAUGAAGAGGAUGAGAAUCAAGAAGAAGAAGAAGCGAGGGAUGCUGUUUUAGUGACAGACGGAGAUAGUGAAAUGGGUCAGAUGAUUAUUCUUUCACUGAUCGUUAAAAGAACUCGAGUCAAGGCAUUGGUCAAAGACAAGCGGAUGGCCAACGAGGCCUUUGGAGACUAUGUUGAGUCAGUGGCUGGAGACACGAAUAGCAAUCAAUUCCUCGAUAGAGCUCUCAGAGGAGUUCGGGCCAUCAUAUGUCCAACCGAAGGUUUUCUAUAUAAUGUUGGGAGCUUGAAGGGAAUCAAACACGUAAUUCUCUUAUCUCAGUUGUCCGUUUAUGAAGGUUCAAGUGGCAUUCAAGCUAUGAUGAGAGGCUCUUCAAAAAAAUUGGCUGAGCAAGAUGAAUCAAAGCUGAUGGCUUCAGGACUACCAUACACCAUUAUCAGGGCUGGCGCGUUGCAAGAUACUCCGGGUGGAGAACAAGGCUUUCGUUUUGAUGAGGGUUGUUCGGCGAAGGGAAGUCUCAGCAAGGAAGAUGCUGCUAUGAUUUGUGUGGAAGCGCUCAGCGCAGUCCCUCAAGGAGGAUUUGCAUUUGAGGUUGUUAAUGGAGAAGAGAAGGUAUCAGAUUGGAAGCAGUGCUUAGUCAAAUUGAUGGAGAAGGCUGAAUAGCAGCUGUGAUGAUCAAUUCUCCUCCUCCUGCCAAUUUUUCUGUUUUAUAAUCCUUUCUAUUGGUUCUUCUCAGCAACUCCAAGACAGAAAGUUUCAGCAAGUAGUUGUGGUCUUGGGAGAUCUUGACACUGUAUGACAUUCUCUUGUGCUAUUACUUAUCAUGGGAUCUGUUAGAAAA